Messenger RNA from Rhinopithecus roxellana (golden snub-nosed monkey), 5133 nucleotides. RefSeq names its product KIAA1210 ortholog. Lineage: Eukaryota; Metazoa; Chordata; Mammalia; Primates; Cercopithecidae. The record is from RefSeq and is a predicted model, not a curated record.
AUGAGGGCCGGCUGGAGGCCUUGAGGCUUCUCUGCGUUUCACGCUUCCCUCCUUCCUGCCCGGCACCCCUACCUUGCUCACCUGAGCCCCAGGGACGGAGGGGCCAGGACGGGAAGUCGAAUGUAUUCCCAAGGCUGUUGCAGUUGUCGUUGGUUGACUUGCAAAGGCAAGAAGGAGGGAAGCACCAAAGGGGAACUUGGCCCAGCUGCAGUGACUGACCUGGAAAUACCUAGUUAUUUCCAGGGUUUCCUGUCCUGCACACCGCAAUUCCCUACUUCUUGGUGCAGGGGACCUGGAUGCUUUUGUGUCACUCCAGUGAUUGCUGGUAAUCUUGGGGAUCUAUCCAGGAUAGUGAGCCCCUCACAUCAUGCUAGUCAGCUUCUCCUACUCCAAGAACAGGAUUCAGGAAAUCAUCCUACAAUGGCUGAAUCACUAAGUGAAAUUUGUGACAGUCUGGAAGUUCUGGAGGCCAGUGAUGAGGGAAAGAAGAAAUGCAAAUUUAAAGCCCUUAAGAGCUUUUUUGGUAAGAAGAAGAAAAAAGAAGCUGAAGAUACCCAGGAAGAAGAAAUGCUAGAACUGAGCUCAUCCAGCAGCAACAUUAACAUCUCUUCUCUGGAGCCUGUUCGGGAAAAUCAACCAACUAAGGCCAGGGUCAAGAGCAGCAUGGGGAGCAAAGCCCUAUCCCAUGAUAGCAUCUUCAUGUUGGGUCCUGAGCCUGAAAGAUCAGCAAGUAAAAUGUUUCCUUCUAUGGAUCCCCAGAGAGGCAGACCUCGGCAGAGAUCCCGUAUUUCCAGAACUCUACCUAAACCUAGGAGUAAUGUGUCUGGAGUUGUGUCUGGAGCCAUGUUUGGAGCUGUGCUUCAAAAUGUGCCUACAAGUGCAUUCUGGGUUACUGGCCCCAAGAUCACUGAGAACCCACCACCACGCCAACGCCGACUCAGCAUCAUCCCACCUGUUAUCCAACCUGACAUAAUUUCUAAGAACUUGGUAGAAAUCUCUCUCGAUGAUGAGUCACCUAAGAAUCCACAAAAGAAGGCUUUACCACAUGAGAGUUUGACAGCCACUCAGAGCUUCUCUGAGUUAUCAUCCGGACCUGAUUGCUCACAGUCCUUGACUGCAUUUGCCACGCUUGCCUCUACCAGCAGCACCCAGCUGCCCAUUGGUUUCAGCACCCCAGCCACCACCGAGGGCUGUUUGGAUUCUUCAGCUGCUCGCCACAAGAUGACUUUAAAUCCCCACAAACAAAAGAAGAACCUUCAAGUGAUUAUUCGUGACCUUCCAGUGUGGUUCAGUCAUUUCCAGGGUAUUUUAGAGAGAUCCCUGCAGUGUGUCACUCAGACAUUAGAAACUCCAAACCCGGAUGAACCACUUCAGGUGGAACCAAAGCAGGAGGAGCCAAACCCUCCAUUGGUUUCUGAAGAAGAAAAGAGUAUAACCAAACCAAAAGAAACCAACCAAAAGAAGCUGGGAAUGGACAGUGCAGAUUCCUCAAGCCAGGAACAGAACAACAAUACUGAGAUGUAUGAUAAGAAGACAACAGACCAGGCUCCAAACACUGAUGCUUCUGAGAGUCAGAGCUAUCCAAUGUCAGCAGCAUAUGGAAGAAGACAGAGAAGAAAAGGAGCAAGUAUUUCAGGAUUGAGUGAGUGUGAAUUCAAAGGAAGAAGCCUUAAACAAUCCAGUGAAGGGUAUGGCCUGGGCGAUAGAGCUGGGUCUUCGCCUACCAAUAAGACUGCCAGGAAUGUCCCUUUCUCGCACUUGUCCUUGGAGAAGGACAACAUGGAGCAGCCUACAACUCCACAACCAGAAACCACUACCCCUCAGGGGUUGCUUUCAGAUAAAGAUGACAUGGGAAGGAGAAAUGAUGGCAUAGAUUUCGGAUCCAGAAAAGCAUCAGCAACACAGCCCAUACCUGAAAACAUGGACAAUUCCAUGGUCAGUGAUCCACAACCAUACCAUGAAGAUGUGGCUUCUGGAGCUGAGAAGACAGAAGCCAGAGCUUCUCUUUCACUGAUGGUGGAAAGUCUUUCUACAACCCAAGAGGAAGCCAUUCUCUCAGUAGCAGCAGAGGCUCAGGUGUCUAUGCCUCCUUCUCAUAUCCAGUUAGAAGAUAAAGAAGCUUUCAGCUUUGAUUCAUCAAAGGCCCAAUCCAAAAUGGAGUCAGCCCAGGAUGUUCAAACUAUCUGCAAAGAAAAGCCUUCUGGAAAUGUUCACCAGGCCUUUACAGCAAGUGUUUUGGGUAUGACAAGUACUACAGCCAAAGGAGAUGUUUAUGCCAAGACUCUGCCUCCCAGAAACCUUUUUCAGUCCUCAAGGAAGCCUGAUGCUGAAGAAGUCUCCUCAGAUUCAGAGAAUAUUCUUGAGGAGGGGGAUGGUUCUGAAGAACUGGCUCAUGGUCACUCUUCCCAGUCCUUGGGGAAGUUUGAAGAUAAACAGGAAGUCUUCUCAGAAUCAAAAAGUUUUGUUGAGGACUUGAGCAGCUCUGAGGAGGAGCUGGACCCCAGAUGCCCCUCCCAGGCUUUAGAAGAGCCUGAAGAUGAAGAAGUCUUCACAGAAUCAAGCAGUUAUGUUGAAAAGUACAACAGUUCUGAGGAUUGCAGCAGCUCAGAGGAAGACCUGCCUCUCAGACACCCUGCUCAGGCCUUGGGAAAGCCCAAAGACCAACAAGAAGUCUCCUCUGCUUCAAAUAAUACUCCUGAAGAGCAGAAUGCUUCUACACAGCAGCAGCCUUCCAGAUGCCCUUCUCAGCCCAUUAUGAGUCCUACUGUUCAGCAACAAGUCCCCACCAGUUCAGUGGGCACUUCUGUAAAACAGAGUGGUUCUGUGGAGCCAAUCCCUCCAAGACACCCUUUCCAGCCAUGGGUGAACCCUAAAGUGGAGCAAGAAGUUUCCUCAUCUCCAAAGAGCAUGGCUGUUGAAGACAGCAUUUCUAUGAAGCUGCUGCCUCCUAAACUUCUUUGCCAGCCCUUAAUGAAUCCUAAAGUUCAACAAGACAUGUUCUCUGGUUCAGAGGACGUUGCUGUUGAGAGAGUCAUUUCUGUGGAGCCACUACUCCCCAGAUAUUCUCCUCCGUCCUUGACAGAUCCUCAAAUCCAGCAAAUCUCAGAAAGCACAGCUGUUGAGGAAGGCACUUAUGUGGAGUCGCUGCCUCCCAGAUGCCUUUCCCAGCCCUCGGAGAGGCCUAAGUUCCUAGACUCAAUGAGUACUUCUGCAGAAUGCAGCAGUCCUGUGGCACCAACACCUUCCAAAUACACUUCCCAGCCAUGGGUGACCCCUAAAUUUGAGGAACUGUAUCAACUCUCUGCACAUCCAGAAAGCACUACUGUUGAAGAGGACAUUUCUAAGGAGCAGCUGCUUCCCAGAUAUCUUUCCUGGUUUACCGUGGGAAAUAAAGUCCAGCAACUGUCCUCAAAUUUCGAGAGGGCUGCUGUUGAGGCAGGCAUUUCUGGGAGCCCAUUGCCUCCCCAAUACGCUACCCAGUUCUUAAAGAGGUCUAAAGUUCGGGAAAUGACCUCACGUCUAGAGAAAAUGGCUGUUGAAGGCAUUUCUAAGAAAUCACGGAUUCCCAGGCGUCCAACCCAGUCGUUUGUGAAAUUUAUGGCCCAGCAAAUCUUUUCAGAGAGCUCUGCUCUUAAGAGGGGCAGUGAAGUGGCACCUCUGCCUCCCAAUCUUCCUUCCAAAUUUUUGUCGAAGCCUAAAAUCAAGCACCAAGUUUUCUCAGAUUCAGGGAGUGCUAAUCCUAAGGGAGGCAUUUCUUCAAAGAUGCUACCUAUGAAGCACCCUUUACAGCCCUUGGGGAGGCCUGAAGACCCACAGAAAGUUUUCUCAUAUUCAGAGAGAGCUCCUGGGAAGUGCAGCAGUUUUAAAGAGCAGCUGUCUCCCAGACAGCUUUCCCAGGGCUUGAGGAAACCUGAGUAUGAGCAAAAAGUCUCCUCUGUUUCUGCCAGCUCUCCUAAAGAGUGGAGGAAUUCUAAAAAGCAGCUGCCUCCCAAACAUUCUUCCCAAGCCUCAGAUAGGUCUAAAUUCCAGCCACAGAUGUCAUCAAAGGGCCCAGCGAAUGUACCUGUAAAGCAGAGCAGCGGUGAGAAGCACCUGCCUCCAAGUAGCCCUUUCCAGCAACAGGUUCAUUCAAGUUCUGUGAAUGCUGCUGCUAGGCGAUCUAUUUUUGAGAGCAAUUCUGACAACUGGUUCCUACGAAGAGAUCAAGCUUUUGCAAAGAAAACCAAUAAAUUCAGCCAAGGUUCCAAACACCCCAUAAAGAGCAUCCUGGCCCCUGCUACCAAACCUGGGAAGCUCACCACUGCCCCUGCCGGGCAAACAUCCACUUCUGGGGGCAUUUGCUCUAAGAAAGAAGAUCUUGAGAGUGGUGAUAGUAAUAAUAACGAGCAUGCAAACCUAUCCAACCAGGAUGAUGUUGAAAAGCUUUUUGGAGUUCGACUGAAAAGAGCCCCUUCCUCACAGAAGUAUAAGAGUGAGAAACAAGAUAACUUCAACCAGCUUGCUUCAGUGCUCUCAGGCCCAAUUUCAUCCUCUGUAGACAGGGGGCAUAAAAUCACAACAAGCACUUUCCAGGGGCUCCUGCAUGUUGCAGGGAACCUCACCAAAAUAUCUAACGUUGCAGAGAAGCAACAGAGCAGGCCCAAAUCUGAAAGCAUGGCCAAGAAGCAACCUGCUUGCAAGAUCCCAGGAAAGCCUGAUGGUCAACAGUCAGAUUAUGCUGUCUCAGAGCCAGUUUGGAUAACUAUGGCAAAGCAGAAGCAGAGGAGUUUCAAGGCCCACAUUCCUAUGAAAGAGCUGAAAACUAAGAGCAGAGCUGGAGCCAAUGCUGAGCCUAAGGAGCCUAAAUAUGGGGGAGCUGGCCCUGAAAAUGAAAACCAACCUAAAAAGAUUUUCACUUCCAGUGUCCAUAAACAGGAGAAGAGAGCACAGAUGAAGCCACCUAAGCCUACAAAAUCAGUUGGAUUUGAAGCUCAGAAGAUACUGCAAGUGCCUGCCAUGGAAAAAGAAACCAAACGAUCUUCAAUUCUCCCAGCCAAGUUCCAGAAGCCAGUUGAGCCAGUUGAGCCUGUCUGGUUUUCCCUGGCCAGGAAGAAAGCCAAAGCAUGGAGCUACAUGGCAGAGAUGAUGCAAUAA